Molecule: messenger RNA, 631 nt
Organism: Myotis davidii
Lineage: Eukaryota; Metazoa; Chordata; Mammalia; Chiroptera; Vespertilionidae
Gene: S100A10
Product: S100 calcium binding protein A10
Exons: 3
Coding region: 98-391 (97 amino acids)
Cellular component (GO): cytoplasm
Source: RefSeq, a predicted model, not a curated record
ACCAAGCCCGAGAGCAAAGGCACAGCCGAGGGUGGGGAAGUCCUGAGACAUUCCCGGGUACUCGCUUGGCGGCGGCGAAGUUUACGACCUCCCCAAAAUGCCGUCUCAAAUGGAACACGCCAUGGAAACCAUGAUGUUCACGUUUCAUAAGUUUGCUGGGGAUAAAGGCUACUUAACAAAGGAGGACCUAAGAGUACUCAUGGAAAAGGAGUUCCCUGGAUUUUUGGAAAAUCAAAAAGACCCUCUGGCUGUAGACAAGAUAAUGAAGGACCUGGACCAGUGCCGAGACGGCAGAGUUGGCUUCCAGAGCUUCUUUUCGCUAAUUGCUGGGCUCACCAUCGCAUGCAAUGACUAUUUCGUAGUACACAUGAAGCAGAAGGGAAGGAAGUGAGCAGCUACUUUGCCCUGAUAGGAGUUCUCCCAAUGGGUCCCUUAAGGAAUAUGUGCCCCACAGCUUCCCUCUGUAUAAGAAUUUCAUGAGCAGAUUGGGACUCUUAAAAAAAUGUACAAAUAAAAUCCCACCCCCAUUGAACAAGGGAAAGAAAAGCCAAUAAAGCCAGAUAAGCUUUUGAUUUUUAUAUUGCUUGUAUCCUCUUGCCCCCCAAUAAACAAGUUUUUUUUUAGUUCCUAA